This is a messenger RNA of Monomorium pharaonis (pharaoh ant), 981 nucleotides long. RefSeq lists its product as uncharacterized. The transcript has a single exon. Bases 28 to 981 code for a protein of 317 amino acids. NCBI's taxonomy places the organism in Eukaryota, Metazoa, Arthropoda, Insecta, Hymenoptera, Formicidae. The record is from RefSeq and is a predicted model, not a curated record.
AAUCAAGACAAAACAAAAAAAAAACAAAUGUAUGUCGAAGAUUUUAUGAAGCUAUUGACGGAGGAUUACACUGCCAGCAUUACUCGCACCGCUCUCGAAACGCAAGCUUGUAACAAGCGACAGGUGAAUACGCGUCUACCAUCCAAAAGCGACAUACAGAAACUUCAAGUAUAUCUGAGACAAUCCGUAAAGAAGAAUUACGAGGCUUUGAAUGAGAAAUUCUCGCGAAUAGUUUGGAUAAAAUUAGCUGAAGCAACGUUGAUUUCCAUUCAGCUUUUUAAUCGACGCCGAGCGAGUGAAAUCGAACGAACAUUAAUUAACGAUUUUCAGAGUCAUCAAAAGAUUGACGAAGAUACCAUCGACGAGGCAUAUACAAAGUUUACACCGGAAGAAAAACAGGCCGCGAUAAAGUAUGUCAGAUUCACGAUUCGCGAUAAGUUGAAUCGUACUGUGCCCGUGUUAUUGCACAGAGAGCUCCUUGUAUGCUGUGAAUUAUUGCUGAAGCACAGAUCGACUGCGGGAGUGAAUAAAAGAAAUCCGUACUUGUUUGAAAUUUCUGGAACGCUUAAAGGAGAUUAUAAGUAUCUUCGCGCCUGCGAUUUUAUGCGAAAAUUUGCAGUGAAUUGUGGCGCUGAGGAUCCAGAAACGCUACGCGGGACGAUUUUCCGGAAGCACAUUGCUACGAUGUACGUAAAUUUUAAUUUGACCGACAACGAAGUAUCUGAUUUGGCGAACUUCUUGGGCCAUGCCGAAAAAAUCCAUAAGGAAGACUACCGACAACCCAUUAUAUGCAGGGAAAUUUUACAAAUGUCAAAGUUUCUGAAAGCCAUGGAAGAAAAACACGAUUCCGAUUAUUCAGACGACGAAAGCAACAAUACAGUUGAAACAGUUGCCAACAAUUCGGAAAUUAACGAAAAGCGGAAAUCGAUGAGCAUCGAAGAACAACAAACCAUCAAUGGAGUUUGGAUCGCCAUCUGCUGA